GUCACCGGGGCGCCAAGGAGCUGCGGAUGUCCUGUCAGACAGGUCCCGGUGAUCCGGUUUUGUGAUGGGCCGCGCCCUGUGACCCGGGGGCCGGUAUGGAUGAACUGGGCCGCUCCGAUGGGCUGGCGGAGCUGCUGGAGGAGUUCUCCCGGGCGCAAUUCCGAGCCAAGGAUCCCAGUCCAAAGGCUGACAGGAUCGAGAGGCGCUGCCUGGAGCUUUUCGGCAAAGACUACUGCUACAGCGUCAUUCAAAACGCAAAUGGGGAGCUGUGCAGCCAUUACCCCCGGCAGAUUGUAUUCAUGGAGUACGAGAGCACAGAGGAGGACAAAAACAUGUACGAGAGCACCGUACAGGUCAGCAAACUGCAGGAUCUCGUCAACCGCAGCAAGAUGGCCCGCUGCCGAGGGCGCUUCGCCUGUCCCGUUAUCCUGUACAAGGGAAAGCACAUUUGCAGGUCCGCUACCCUGGCAGGAUGGGGGGAACUGUACGGAAGGACUGGCUAUAAUUACAUUUUCUCAGGGGGCUCAGACGACGCCUGGGCAGAAUCCGAAGUCGCAGAGGACGAUGUGGCGGCCAGAAACGGGGAUUCUCAGCUAUUUGACAAAGUCAGAGGCCACGACAUUAAGUUGUUACGUUACCUCUCAAUCAGAUACAUCUGUGACCUAAUGGUCGAAAACAAAAAGGUGAAGUUUGGAUUAAACGUGACCUCUUCUGAAAAAGUGGAUAAGGCCCAGCGCUACGCGGACUUCACAUUGUUGUCGGUUCCUUAUCCAGGCUGUGAAUUUUUUAAAGAGUACAAAGAUCGGGAUUAUUCAGCAGAAGGGCUGGUAUUUAACUGGAAACAGGAUUACGUUGAUGCGCCACUGAAUAUUCCAACCACCCUGUCCAGGCAUCUGAACAUCGACUGGAGGGAAUAUCAGAGAUGGGACUUGGUGAAGCAAACUCAGAAUUACCUAAAGCUGCUCAUCCACAUCAUUAACGGUGACGAUAACAGCGGGCUGUUGGUGCACUGCAUUUCGGGCUGGGAUCGCACUCCUCUGUUUAUUUCUCUUCUGAGGCUCUCUCUUUGGGCCGAUGGGAUGAUUCACAGCAGCCUGGAACCGGCAGAGAUUCUGUACCUGACGGUGGCGUACGACUGGUUCCUUUUCGGGCACAUGUUGGUUGACCGGCUUAGCAAAGGCGAAGAGAUCUUUUUCUUCUGCUUCAAUUUUUUGAAGCACAUCACCUCGGACGAGUUCUCCUCGGUUGGGAGGAAAGUGCGGCGGAAGAGCUCCCAGCCCCGAGACGCCGCCGUGUCGCUGGAGGAUUUCUGUAUGCUGAAGCGCAGGGAUCGAGGCAGCGCUACCAGCCUGAGCAGCGACUUCUCGGUGAUAACCGAAGACUCACCCGGCGCCUUCGGAAGCCUUAACACCGACGCCGCUGUGGACUUCGUGACGUCGGGAGCCCAGAGCCAGGCAGUAUGGAAAAGGACCCAUAUCUCUUCUCCCCAAACCGUGGCCUGGAGCAGGACGCCGUCCUCCGCAGAGGAAAGACUCUUCCAGCCGGCCGUCUCCGUGGAGGCGAAGUCCUCCAGCUCGUCUUCCUCAAACCACUCUGAGCUGUUCCUGCGAGCCGGGAGCAGCCCCCUGGAGGUGCCGCAACGCAGGUGGGACACGAGUCCUGCAUUUUUCUUAUCAACCGACAACUCCCUGCCCGGAUCUUCCGUCUCUACAGAUUAUGGCAGUUGGCAGAUGGUAACGGAGGGUGGGAGUUUUCAUGACCAUGGAAUCCUGAGUGCCUGCGCAUUUCUCCCCUUCAGCUUUCCUGAUGAGCACCCUAACAGUUGCCCGUUGCCGGCCCAAACAGAGCGAGCGGCCCGUCUGGAGUCGGUGCGUUCCAUCUUCCUGUCCGCCUACAGCUCCACCAUCGGCCUCAAGUCUGUCUCAGCGAGCCCCUCAGGAGCCAUCGGUGGCCUUUUGGAACAGUUUGCACGGGGCGUAGGACUCAGGGGCCCCAGCAACAUCGUGUGACGUAGCGGCGGAGAUCCAGGAAUUUAAAAGCCAUGUGUCCAACUCACAAUGAUUGUUUAAAAGCCUUACGAAGGGGGCGGUCUACGGCCCUGGUCCUCGUCUGGACUUCCCUCUGGCAUUUCCAACAUUAUUAUUAUUUUUUUAUAUAUUUUUCUUUAGAUCUUUGAACCGGGACGCGUUGCUCGUGUUUCAAAAGGUGCUCUGCUGUUAGGAAUCAGAAAGGGAACGCUGGAGCUUUAACAGUCCUACCUUUGGAUGCAAAAAAUGGAUGAAGUUAAGCCAAGGCAGAUUUAAAGGGCUGAAUCGUUUAAUAUUAAAAUGUACAGU
This is a messenger RNA of Spea bombifrons (plains spadefoot toad), 2336 nucleotides long. It is a transcript of the gene MTMR14, whose product is annotated as myotubularin related protein 14. Gene Ontology annotation, biological process: dephosphorylation. Lineage: Eukaryota; Metazoa; Chordata; Amphibia; Anura; Pelobatidae. The record is from RefSeq and is a predicted model, not a curated record. Bases 96 to 2009 code for a protein of 637 amino acids. The transcript is spliced from 19 exons. Gene Ontology annotation, molecular function: phosphatidylinositol-3-phosphate phosphatase activity.